Bursaphelenchus xylophilus (pine wood nematode) is the source of this 487-nucleotide messenger RNA. The record is from the annotation of a GenBank genome assembly. Lineage: Eukaryota; Metazoa; Nematoda; Chromadorea; Rhabditida; Aphelenchoididae.
AUGGGGAAAAGGAGGAAUGAUCGUAGUGCGCAUUCGAUUCGCGCGAGCUCGUCUUGGUUCAGGUUGGAGGACAUCGGAGGAGCAUCCUUGAGGUGCUCUCUCGCCAGCCCUCCUCUCUCCCUUUUGACCUCCGACGCGCGUUCCUUGGUGUUGUAUAUGAGUGCGCAGCCAAUUCUUGUGUUGUCUUCUUCCAUACCAUUCUCUUCUCUGCCCGCUUUGCCCACCUUUUUCCUUGGCGGCUUGUUUCGCGCGGAUUUUGGUCGUUUUAUUGUGAAAUCAAAAAGUUUCGGUAUGCAUAAUGUAUGUGAUUUUUAUGUUUGUUUUCUGAUAACGCACCGAAUGUUUUUGUUUUUCAGAUUGGAGCCUCAGCUCAUCGCAACUGCCGGUCCCACUUUUAAUCGCCGCAUCUUUUAUCCAAUCUGAAUUUAACGGCAAGAAGAACAUUGUUUGGGUACCCACACAACUUUGCUGGGUGAAUAUUAUGUGA